Messenger RNA from Trichoplax adhaerens, 3504 nucleotides. RefSeq lists its product as uncharacterized. NCBI's taxonomy places the organism in Eukaryota, Metazoa, Placozoa, Uniplacotomia, Trichoplacea, Trichoplacidae. The transcript has 5 exons. The record is from RefSeq and is a predicted model, not a curated record. Bases 1 to 3504 code for a protein of 1167 amino acids.
AUGGCGACGAAACAGCGGGUUCAUAUGAGUAGCCAAUUUCCCAAGAAUAAAGUCAUAUAUAGUCACUCGAAAAAUCAACGCGUCGUCUUCAGUAGGCAAGUGCCAGCUCCUUUUACUUUAUCGUCCGAGAUUAAUAGAAGGAGCGCUCUGUCUACAAUAUCAGGCUUUGGUAAAAAUCGUCCAGUAAAGAAAGGAAAGAAUUCAAUGCAGGGAUUUUCCAAUAUUAUAGCUAACUUUGGCAGCCAGAGCAAGGGCAACUUUGUUCAAAGCUAUGGCAGCCAACGACCCACAACCAAAAAUAAACCAUCCACUACCAAGUCAUCGGUUGCUCUAGUUCCUCCUUUGAGACGAUUUAUGACAGCCGUUUCAAGUGCUCAUUCUACAAAAACCACUAAGUCUGCCAUUAAAAGUGGUCAUGCUUCAUCAAAAUCGAACGCUUCUCGUCAAGAUCGUUACAGUACUGGCAAAGAUAGCAAUAGAAAUACAACUGCUGUUAGUCGUGGCACUGAUGGAAUGAAAAGUAAUCAAUCAUCAAGAUAUAGCCAAGUCAGACCAUCGAAAAAGUCAAACGAUGCCACAGGAAUUCCAAUGUAUUCAAAGUUACAGUCUAGAGUUCACGAUAGUCGUAGGCCAAGAUUGCAGCCUAUUGCUGAAACUAUUAAGCAAAAGCCACAUAGUCGACGUACAACAAGUGAAAUUACUCGUGUUUAUUCAUUAAGCACGCCAUUUAAUGGGCCAACAGCAAUGAAAUCCAAUAAUGGUCAUUUAUCAGAACGUCAUUCUAGGCCUGAUAAUGAUCGUUAUGAUGCCAAUAAAUCGGUUAAAAAAGAAGAUAAGCCGAAACAACCUAUUCCAACAUUAAAGUCUCGCUUACCUAAAUCCGUAUUUUCAUCCAUGGUCGUUGGUAGUAACAAAUUCGGUCAAUCUAAUCCUGAUGAUAAUGAUGCCAAUAAACUUGAAUCACAACCGAAAAAGGACAAUAAAUUCUCCCAAAAUGCAAAGAAAUCUUCAAAGCCUCUACCCUCCUUUGCAAAAAAUCGUCGUGCAUGUGGUGCUGCAAGUGAUUCCGACCUUAGUAAAACCAACAAAAAGCCGACUAAACCAUCCAAGCCCAAAUAUAAAUCCGAUUUACAUUUGAACUUCUUACCAAUCAAUCUGUCUUAUUACAAAGAUUAUGGUGUUACUGAACCAAAAUCAUUGGGUAUGAAGAAAUGGGCUUCUGAUGAAAAGAUUCGUAAAUCUCCCUACAAGUUAAAUCUUAAAGUCAACCCUGAAUCUACAUCGAAUGGUGGCAAAAUUCCUUCUCCACGCGAUGAACGCCGUAAAUUAUCAUCUGAAAAUCAAAAUCUAGCCAUUAGCCCAGCCAAUCAGGAACUAAUUAAAGGGCUCAAUCGAAUCUAUGGUAAAUCAGUAAAACAGAACUUAUUGCGUGGAAAAAUAGCUGAAAAGGUGCGCCAUGCACAAGAAGAACAGAAACUCCGUGAAAAAAUACAAUCCAAGAAUGAAAGGCGCUUAUCGAAUAUAAAAAAGAAGGAAAGGGAGGAAGAUAUCCGUAACAUUAAAGAAAAACAUAAUAAGGAUUUACAAAAGCGCUAUGCCAAUACACAUAUGUCGAUGAAAGCAUUAUCUAUUGCUGUUAUUGCCGGUAUGAAACUAAAGCAAGGAUGGAUGCCGCGAGUGGAUGAUUCUAAAAAAUCGCAACCAUUGUACACAACCACAUCGAUUAAAAAGCCUAAAAGUGAUCAAGAUAAGGCUAGUUCUGUUGCAAGUUCCAGAAAUUCGAUCGCUCUUCCUGCGGAGGAGGGACAUAAAUUUUUACCAGCCUUGGAUGUGAAGCAUGAAACGCAGCAACCGUUGAGCUAUAAUCUCAGCAAUCGAAAUAGCCCCAAGUCUAUGUUUAAUCUAAGAGCAGAGGAUGAUGAGUCGAUCUUACCACGACUAAAAACUCCUCCAGAUUUUUCAAAAUCGCUUGAUACCCUGCAAAGAGAGAUUGAAUUGCCUAAAACGCCUGAUUUUCUCGAUAGACAAACAUUACAUCUCGAUGACGAUGAUGACGACCAAAUUGCUAAGAGUGACAAUGACAAACAUGUCAAAUUUAGUGACAUGGACGAUAAUCCUGUCGUAGGAACGACAGCAGGCUACUCGAACCCGCAGUCUCCUAUCCUUUCAGGAAGUUCGAGAGGCAAUAGCCCGAUACCUAAUAAUUCUGUUGUGUUGCCUAAAAUCUCAUCACGAGAUAAUAGUCCACAUGGACCAAGAAGCUCAGCGCCAUCUGAUGAAGGUCGGAAACUAUCGAGCAACGGUGAUGAUGCGAUAGCUAAGCGAUUAGCAGCAUUGAGGAAAGGAUCCAAAAUCGGAAGUGGUGAAAGUAGCCAUGAUUUAUUGAGCUCGCAAAAUGGUCUUGAGCAGAGGCUAAAGGAUAAUAAAUUGAUAGAUGACGAUGCAGAUGCCGAUAGCAGCAAGGGCAGCUUAACCGAAGUACCAGAUAUCAUACAGCAAAAGUUAAAGGAGCUUAAAUUAAAGAAUCGAUUGGAUAAUCCUGGAGAUAAUUCAUCGGAUAUCGAUCAAGGCGAUAGUAGGCGCAAUAGCAGUGUAUAUAGUUUAGGAUCACUAAGGACAAACCAAAGGCCAGGUGCAUUAGGCUCUGCUAGUAGUGGUUACGCUAGCGAAGGAAUUUCACAUUUGCCGUCCACAGCUACUGAUCCAAUCCGUGUUUUACCAACUCUGGGUAAUGAUAGUGACAAAAUAAAUAAUGUAAGUGGAGCAGUUAAAAGCAGUUUACAAUCUAGAUUAGCUCGACUUCGAUCCAAUCUGGAUAAGAACAGAGCUGGAAGGCCAUACAAGCCUCUUAGUCGUAAUAGCAGCUUAAAACAGUUGGCUCUGGCUAAUAGCAGUGCCCAGCAAGAUUCGACUGCAACACCAACGAGUUUUAGAGCUGAAUCCCAAGUAGAUCAAGUUCAAUCUGGUAUAGCAAAUUCCAAUAAUAAUGAUGAUGACCAUGGUGAUACGUCAAAUUCGCCAAUUAGCUCGUUUGAUUUAUUACAAAAAUUAAAAUCGAACGCUGACAAUCAUAGUGCAGGCAGCAGACGCAGCAGUUUAUUUGAUACGGAUGGCGGAGUACAGAAAAAGUUAGAAAUACUCAAGAAUAAUCUAAACGAUACUCCUGGAUAUAAUAAUUACAAACCUAGUAGUGGCAGUCGUAUUGGUAGUAGACGCACUAGUUUGUUCGAUGAAGAGGAGGAUGUUGCUAAGAGAUUGAAUGAUCUACGUAGUAGUUUAAAUGAUGAUAAAGGAUUAUUUCAAUCGUCUUCGCGUCCCUACACUGGCAGUAACAUCGGCAGUAGGCGAGCUAGUUUGUUCGAUAAUGGUGGAGAUAUUCAGAAUCAAUUAGAUUCCUUAAGGGAUAACGCCAGUUCUAACCAGGGAUUAUAUAAUUCGCAAUCACAAGAUCUCUUACAACAGAAACUAGCUGAAUUACGAUCGACAGCAGCGGUCGAAGGGUAG